This is a messenger RNA of Vicia faba (fava bean), 522 nucleotides long. The record is from the annotation of a GenBank genome assembly. Lineage: Eukaryota; Viridiplantae; Streptophyta; Magnoliopsida; Fabales; Fabaceae.
AUGGAGGAGCCAGGAGAAAAUUGGCCUUCUGAUUUGGAAAAAUGUGAUGACAUCAUUUUGGAAGAUGAUGAGAGGAAACUCAAAGAGAGAUUCUUGGCACUUUCAGCAGCUAUAGGCUUGAAGAAGACAAAAUUAGACAAAGCUUCAAUCCUAGACAAAGCUAAACACUACGUGAAACAACUUGAAGAACGAAUGAAAGAUUUAGAACAAGAAGUUAAAUCCAACACUUGUAACAACAAUUGUGAAACAAGUACUAGGAUUCUUCCUGAUGUGGAAGUCGAAGUGUUACAAAAGGAAAUUCUCCUCACAAUCCAUUGUGAGAAACAAAAGAAUGUCAUGCUUAAAAUACUUACUCAUCUAGAAAAUGUUCAUCUUUCAGUAGUGAGUAGUAGUGUUUUGCAAUUCGGAAAAUCCACCCUUGACAUCACCAUAGUUGCCCAGAUGCGUGAUGGAUACAAUAUUACUAUCGAGGAAUUAGUGAAAACCCUCAUAAUAGUGAUCAUGACAUCAUGUAGUAUAUGA